AUGGUUCCAAACAAAAGAACAUUCCCAUCUGGCAUCAAGGCGCUUGCAGAUUAUGUGCACGCGAAAGGGUUGAAACUCGGUAUCUACAGUGAUGCUGGGAUGCAAACAUGCAGUAACAAAAUGCCAGGAUCGCUCGAUCACGAAGAGCAAGACGUGAAGACUUUUGCUUCUUGGGGAGUUGAUUAUCUGAAGUACGACAACUGCAAUGAUGCUGGCAGGAGUGUCCACGAAAGAUACACUAGGAUGAGCAACGCCAUGAAGAAAUACGGGCAGAACAUCUUCUUCUCACUCUGCGAAUGGGGAAACGAAAACCCUGCUACAUGGGCACGUGGCAUGGGCGGUAAUAGCUGGAGGACAACUGGCGACAUUGCUGACAACUGGGGCAGCAUGACAUCCCGCGCGGACCAGAAUGACAAAUGGGCCUCCUAUGCUGGACCUGGUGGAUGGAACGAUCCUGAUAUGCUCGAAGUUGGAAAUGGUGGGAUGUCCGAAGCCGAGUACCGCUCGCACUUCAGCAUCUGGGCACUUGCCAAGGUUUGGGCCGGCCCGCUCAGCGGCAACAGAAAGGCGGUGGUUCUAUGGAACAGGCAGGGGUACCAGGCAACCAUCACCGCACACUGGUCAAACGUCGGGCUUCCGGGGUCCGCGUCCGUCACCGCUCGCGAUCUAUGGGCGCACUCGUCGUUCUCUGCUCAGGGGCAGCUAUCUGCGUCGGUGGCGCCUCAUGACUGCAAGAUGUACAUCCUGACACCAAAUUUGCCUCUGCUCUCCGGCUGCGGUGGAUGUGGUUCGAAUGGCAAGUCCUGGCCAAAGCCUUGGGCGGGUUUGGGAACCCCAUGUGAUAAGAACGACCGGAACAUCUUCACUGCGACAACCAAGGUCAUGGUGGGCAAUGGCCUUUGGGCAUCCUUCUGGGAAUCGACCUGGCUUGAUGGUUUGAGGCCGAAGGAUGUGGCCCCAAAACUUUAUGAUAUUUCCAGAAAGAAGAUGUGUUCGGUUCAAAAGGCCUUGCAUAAUGGUUAUUGGAUCUCCCAGCUGGACAUUUCUUCGGGUAUCUCUAUUGACCACAUCUCCCAGUUUGCUGUCCUUUGGGAAAGGCUUUCCCACAUUCAGCUAAACCCCGGCAUGGAGGAUUCGAUCUCGUGGAAGUUCUCCAAAGAUGGCCAGUACUCCGCGGCCAUGGCCUACAGUGCCCAAUUCCUUGGUCUGAUGGACACGGACAUGAACCAAAUUGUCUGGAAGAACUGGGCUCCUCCCAAGUGCAAGUUCUUUACUUGGUUGGUCAUCAACAACAGGAUUUGGACAGCUGACAGGCUACAACGCCGUGGCUGGCCAAAUUGUCACUUAUGCCCGCUGUGCAAGCAAGUUCAAGAAUCGGCGGCACACCUCCUUUUCCAGUGCAGGUUCACCGUCAGGGUGUGGGGCAUGCUUAAAAGUUGGUUGGGGCUGCACGAUUUCGAGUCUGUUAAGGCUAGUGGAGACACAACGCCACGCAUAUGA
Molecule: messenger RNA, 1500 nt
Organism: Triticum turgidum subsp. durum (durum wheat)
Lineage: Eukaryota; Viridiplantae; Streptophyta; Magnoliopsida; Poales; Poaceae
Source: the annotation of a GenBank genome assembly